Paramecium tetraurelia is the source of this 402-nucleotide messenger RNA. RefSeq lists its product as uncharacterized. The record is from RefSeq and is a predicted model, not a curated record. The transcript is spliced from 2 exons. Lineage: Eukaryota; Ciliophora; Oligohymenophorea; Peniculida; Parameciidae.
AUGGAUGAAGCUAUCUAUAUCAAAUAGUUUAUUCUAAAUGAGGAAUUAGAUGAGUAUAAUUAAGAAUAUCAUUUUAGAUUGCCAUCACACCAUGAUGAAGAGGAAUCUUUAGAGCAUUUAUACUAUUCCAUGAUGUAAUGGCAAUCAACUUAUGAUUAGAAUGAUUCCAAUAAAAAUCUAGCUUAGAAAAGGAGGAUCAAUGAUAUGAGAUUCUCAGAUCUGGAAGAUUAGAGAAUUUUAGAAUUGGUUAUUUAACUAGGUCCCAACUUCAAUAAAAUAGUAAAGUAUUUCCCAGGGAAAACGAUGAAUAUGAUCAAGAAUAGAUAUUAUAAGAAGUUAAGAUUCAACAAGGAAUACUAUUUGGGUGAUAAAUAGAAGAGUAAAACAAAAAAGAACAAAUGA